AUGGAGCUUCAUGCCCUCGAUUGGUGUUCAAGGGCAUGUGCGGCCGUAAUAAACGAACGACAGGUGAAACGCCGAAGACUUGAUUUGGUGGAAGAGAAGAGGAUGCCCAUCACUUCUUCAUUCCAGGUCAACCGGCUUCCUCACACGGCCAACUUGUCGCUGUUUGCUUCAGUUCUCCAUCCUCUAUCCAAUGAAAUAAGUCCAAGCGGGUUAAUAAUAUUCAAAAAAUAA
Brugia malayi is the source of this 231-nucleotide messenger RNA. RefSeq lists its product as uncharacterized. NCBI's taxonomy places the organism in Eukaryota, Metazoa, Nematoda, Chromadorea, Rhabditida, Onchocercidae. The coding region runs from base 1 to 231 and encodes 76 amino acids. The record is from RefSeq and is a predicted model, not a curated record. The transcript is spliced from 2 exons.